AUGCAGAUGCUCCUGGAGACUCUCACAAUGGCCAAAAGAUUAAUCCUCGGAUUUAUUCUCCUCUGGGGAGUCUGUCAAUCUGCCUCGGAAUCAUAUCAACCCAAAAGUGGCGUCAACGAGAGUACAAGAAUUUUCUCCCCACGUAUGGACUACGACGAGUGGACGCCCCUGGGCCGAGGCGAUCCCCUGAAGAACGAUCCGACCUUCGACUACGUCCCCCCCGUGUUGGACCGUGUCCAAUACUGGUUGGGUGACACACAAACAACCGAGCCCUCGUCAAAACGUGACGUCCUGGUCCUCGGCGUAACAGCCAAGAAGACGAGCCCCCAGAUACCCGAGCACUUCCUCAAGUUCAUGGACUCAAAAUUCCAGGAGCCUAAACAACCGGCGAACUACUUGACACGAGACUUCACAGGCAGCACCGGGGCAGAGCCCCCCAAGCUGAUCCGCAACACGAAAUUCCGUAGUGGUCCACCACCACUGGACUUCAAGCACUCCAACAAGGGGCACUACCCCGGCUACCCUGAGACAAACGACUUCUACUACUCGGAGAAGCAGAAGCCGUACACAAUGAUGCUGCCGCCCCCGCUGAACUCAGUCGCCAAUAAUCUUCAAUUCGGAAUUCUGCCUCCAAACUCUCCGAAGAAGCCAAACUACGAGCCCUCGACGACAUCGUCAUCGAUUUCCUUCGAGAAAUCCAACCUCAUUUACCACCAGUCGAGUCACCAGGCGCUGGACUGGCCCUCUGCCAACCCUCCCCACGCCCUCCACCGCCCGCAACCCCAGAACAAUCCGCCACUGAUCACCUGGCCGCAGGAGGAAUCCGACAAUUUUGAUACCGAUCACCAUCACGCCGCGUCAUCGAUGAACCACGAGAUCAUCGUGGGCCCCAACGCCAACAUCAUUGUCGACGCCGGCGACAGCGCCGAAGAUAAAGAGGAGAUCGUCGUGGGCCACAAGUCCCCGGAGUUGAACAUGUCUGUGAUCCUAGCGAACGCAUCAACGACCCCCGGGGACUACGAAUCCAAGAGCAUCGUGACGGUGAGCGUUGUGAUGCCGAUGAAUUACAAAGAAGACACCACGAAGAGCAUCGCCAGUGUGACAAGAUCAAACAUCGAAGUGACGCCGGUAUCGUUGGCCUCUUCAAUUGUGGAGAUGAGCGCAACGACGCCGUUCGUCCCCUCGACGACGAUGCUGCCCCCUUCGAUGGUGGACAUGUCCUGGCAGCAGGAUCAGGCCCCGCCUCCGAUGUUCCCAGAGAGGAUGCCUCCUACGAUCUUCAGGAGACCGAGUGUCCCUCACAGACCUCUGUUUGGAGGACCCAGACCCAUGGGAUCAAUGAUGAUGUUCAGUAAUGAAGCUUUUCGACCUACUACUAUCAAAUCUCCUCUUGGUGCUCUCCUGCAGAAGGAGGUGAGCACUAAAGGACUGAUGAUGACUCCCACAACAACAACAACGACGACGGUGGCUCCCUCUACGACGCCGGUCACCGAGAGCUUCACUACAGAUCCCAUUUUCUCGCAUUAUAAACAACCCGCGAGUCCUCUGCAUGGCCCUCCGUACUUGAUCAUCCAAGGGCACUCGAAGGUGAAGACUUAUAAACCUACGAUUAAUCAACAUGGGGUGCCCGUGGCAAUGGAGACCACAGUGCGACCAGUAUCCAAGUUUGAGCAGUUUGUUAAUGAGAAUACGAGACGAGUGGAUACGAAAACUACGACUGAGGGGAGCCUGACUGAUGUGGAGAAGAAAAAGAUCGGAUCUGACAGUCUUGUUUAUUUUGUGGAGAAGGGUGUCAGUGCUUUCACUGUUUUUGAGGACUGAAUAUGGUGAAUGUUAGUUAAUUGUGAGGGUUCUGUAUUGUUUAUGAUUAGCGCCAGUGCCAGUACACGAUAUGAAUGAAUAUUGUUUAUCGAUAGUGAGUAUUUAACAUUAACACUAGUCUUAUAUUUGUUAAUCAGUUACCAAACA
Diachasma alloeum is the source of this 1968-nucleotide messenger RNA. RefSeq lists its product as uncharacterized. The coding region runs from base 1 to 1821 and encodes 606 amino acids. The transcript has 2 exons. Lineage: Eukaryota; Metazoa; Arthropoda; Insecta; Hymenoptera; Braconidae. The record is from RefSeq and is a predicted model, not a curated record.